Bactrocera oleae (olive fruit fly) is the source of this 1633-nucleotide messenger RNA. RefSeq names its product cilia- and flagella-associated protein 73. The record is from RefSeq and is a predicted model, not a curated record. NCBI's taxonomy places the organism in Eukaryota, Metazoa, Arthropoda, Insecta, Diptera, Tephritidae.
UUUCAGAGUAAAGUUUAUCCUUCAAAUUGUACUAAAAAAACAGUCGGACAGGAUUUAGAAUGGUCUUUGAGAGGAGACUGCGGUUCAGUCUCCUAACAGCAAAUACGACUACUGGAAAUACAGACGAUCUACGUGUACGUGAACUCAUCCAAAUUCUAAGCCCUAUAUUAUUAUUGCUUCAUAUAGGGUUUAAUUCAUUCAUUCGAAUAUGGAAUUAACAAGCAUAGAAGGGUGAGUGACUGACUUCGUUACCAAGACGACAAAAUUAUUAUUGACAAGCAAUCAGAAAAAAUAUUUUACAUAUUUUACGCACACAAAUAAUUUCUAACAAUAUUUUAUAUUUUAGAUUAUAUACCGAAUCGAUUAGAAGUUAUCUGCCUGAUAAAAAAAGAUGCCACGUCUCAAGCCCACAACCAAAAUCGACGUUAUUGGCAAUUUGGAUUUGAGUCCGGAGAAGGCAGUUGGCGAUUAUAUUGAAUCUAAGCAGCAAGAUGUAUAUUUCGUCAAACCACCCAAUUGGGAUUCGGCAGGCGACUCUAUUGAACUGCUUUAUAUACGCAAUGAACGUGAGCAUGCUGCCAUGUUGCGUCUCCAAGAUGAGAUGCUGGAAAAUUCGAAGCGUCAGGCGGCAAGUAAUGCCAGUCGCAUACGCAAACUCUAUAAGAUACACGCGCAUUUGCGUAAACGCUUCAUUGAGGUGAAUAAUUUCAUCAAAGACUGUGAGGAUAAGCGGCGUGUAGCUGAUAAAAAGAUAGCCGAAGAGACCGCACUGCAUGCAGAGCUGGCAGAGAAUAUUGAAAAGUUCAAGCGCGCCAUAUCGGAGUUGGCUGAGUUUCGUGAAGUGCUGAAAGCGACUGUCGACGAUUUGGAGCCAUAUGAGACGGUCAUUCAGGAAGUGGUGGAGAAAUCGGAGAUAUUCGAUUCAGUGAAGGAUUGUAUGGAUCGUUGUGAUGCGUUAAUGUUGGCGCAGGUGGAGAUAUCACGUUUGGAGCAAGAAAAAUUUAUGGAAAUCGAAGAGAUGCGCAAACGUAUGGUGAAGGUGACAAAUGAGGCCGCAUUAACAGUGUUGGGUUUGAAAAACGAUUUAGCUGAGCUGGAACGUUCGUAUAAUAAGGCGCGUAGCGAGUGCCUACAUUGGGAGCGUAUUUUAGCAAAUGCCAAAGAUUGCGUGGCCACAAAUGAGCUUAAUAAGGAUCGUGCGUUAGAUGGCAUACGUGAUAUUUAUAGAAUGUUGCGACGCAGGCAAGGACGUGAUCCUUUGUUCCAACGACACGAAGUCGAAAAAGAGUUGGAUUUUAUUAAAGAUGAAAUUGAACUGCUGAAGGAAGUGGUAAAAGAGUGUAAUAAGACGCGUGCUGGUACUAAACGUGGUUAUGUUGAGAAGGUUGAGGACAGAUGCUAAAUUAUAAAUACAAAUAAUAUGGUAAAAAUAUUAUAUAUUAUUUUAUAAGAUAUUAAAAAAUAACAAAAAUAAUAAUACAUAAACCAGCAAAAAAAAAAUGAAUAAAUAAUAUAAUAAAAAUAAAUAAAUUAAUAAAAUAAUAAUAAAAAUAAAUAAAUACAAAAAAAAAUAAAUAAAUGAAGUAAUAAAAAAAAUAAAUGAAGUAAUAAAAAAAAAUAAAUAAAAUAAUAA